AUGUCUCCAAAACAUCGAUAUGGAGUAAAUGAAUAUGGAGAAAGAAAUCAUAAUCAACAGGAGAGUGCAGAUUUCUCAAGAAUUGAUAAUAUAUUAAAAGUAUUGUCUAAAUGUCAUGUGGUAGUUGGAUUAAUAUGCUUAGUGUUAUCUGCUUUAGCUGAUUAUUUAUCAUCUACUGUUCAGACGCUUCGAUUUUAUGGCCUUCAAGAGGUAUGCUCUUUUUAUUUUGUAUUACAUGGUAUUGUUGGAAUUGUUGGAGCUGCUAGUCGUAGACGUGGUAUUAUUAUUGCUUUUAUGAUUAUGAGCCUUCAUGCUAUAUUAAUUUUUUGUCCUGCUAUUAUUAUAACAGCUAGUUUUGAUAUACAUUUUUAUCAACAUGAAUGUUGGGGUGUCUGUGAUUGGCAUUUAUUAACUACUAGUAUUGGACAAGAUUCUAAAUGUCAAAUAUUAUGUGGUGCUAGUGUUGAUUAUCAAAAAAGAAGUACAAUGACAAGAUUAGGGACAGAUUAUAAAUUAAUGGCUGGAUUAAUAACGAUAUCAAUAAUAGAAUUAUUGUUAACAAUUGCUUCAACAUUAGUAUGUAGUCAAGAUAUUUUUAAAGGACAUUGUAACAUAUUAUCAUCAACAUUAGAAGAAACAAAGUCCGAUAAUAAUCUCGUAGAGUUGAUUCCUCUUAUAAAUGAUGAUUGA
This is a messenger RNA of Strongyloides ratti, 690 nucleotides long. RefSeq names its product CD20-like family-containing protein. Lineage: Eukaryota; Metazoa; Nematoda; Chromadorea; Rhabditida; Strongyloididae. Gene Ontology annotation, cellular component: membrane. The transcript is spliced from 3 exons. The coding region runs from base 1 to 690 and encodes 229 amino acids. The record is from RefSeq and is a predicted model, not a curated record.